Messenger RNA from Sphenostylis stenocarpa, 444 nucleotides. The record is from the annotation of a GenBank genome assembly. Lineage: Eukaryota; Viridiplantae; Streptophyta; Magnoliopsida; Fabales; Fabaceae.
AUGUAUAUGUCUCCAGGCCAAGACAUGCCCUCCGUUAAUGGCACCACAGACAAUAUGCCGAGGAUGAUGCAGAUGAGUUUCUACUGGGGCACGGAUGCCAUAGUGCUUUUCCGUGGGUGGCCAGACCACGUUGUUGGCAUGUACAUCUUAGCCAUUUUAUUUGUGUUUUUAUUAGCCAUGGCUACUGAGGUUUUAUCAAACCAACCACUCAUUAAACCUGGGACAAGUCCCUUUGUGGGAGGACUCAUUCAAUCUAUUGUUCACCUUUUUCGCAUUAGCUUUGUUUACAUGGUGAUGCUUGCUGUGAUGUCCUUCAAUGGGGGAAUAUUCAUAGCUGCUGUGUUUGGCCACACCUUGGGAUUCUUCAUCGCCAAGUUUCGUGCUCUUGCCCUCGCCAAUAAGGAAGACGACAAAAGGGCUUCCUCCGUUAGAAACAAUGUUUGA